AUGGUCAAUGAGUAUGUCUGUUUUCUUCUGCAAUUAGGAGCAGUUAGGGAAAUAGUGGCAGAAUUUGAGCUUGAUGACUCCAAAAUAGAGUUGAAUAUUGAACUCCCGGUCAACUAUCCGUUAAAUGCUCCAUCAAUACAGAAUGAGAAAUCUCUUGUAGGACGUGAAACCAAACGGAGAUGGGUCCUCCAACUUACACAGUUUGUAGUGUAUCAGAAUGGGGCAAUUGCUGAUGCUAUAUCCCUUUGGGCUCGCAAUGUUGAGAGGCAUUUCGCAGGAGCUGAGGACUGUACUAUUUGUAUGUGUACUAUACAUUCAAGGACGUACCAGUUGCCCAAAGCCAAAUGCAAGCACUGCAAGAAGAAGUUUCACUCUGAGUGCAUUCGGAAAUGGUUUGAAUCGAGCAGUCAAUCCACUUGUCCACUUUGCAGAUCAGUAUUCAGGUAG
Molecule: messenger RNA, 447 nt
Organism: Enterobius vermicularis (human pinworm)
Lineage: Eukaryota; Metazoa; Nematoda; Chromadorea; Rhabditida; Oxyuridae
Source: the annotation of a GenBank genome assembly